This is a messenger RNA of Mollisia scopiformis, 1413 nucleotides long. Its product is annotated as gamma-glutamyltranspeptidase. Gene Ontology annotation, molecular function: glutathione gamma-glutamate hydrolase. The transcript has 5 exons. Gene Ontology annotation, cellular component: plasma membrane. Bases 1 to 1413 code for a protein of 470 amino acids. NCBI's taxonomy places the organism in Eukaryota, Fungi, Ascomycota, Leotiomycetes, Helotiales, Mollisiaceae. Gene Ontology annotation, biological process: glutathione catabolic process. The record is from RefSeq and is a predicted model, not a curated record.
AUGGAUGCAAUUGCUUCUUUGAAUUCAAUAUGCAAUAAGAUUGGCGUUAGUAUGAUCAAAUCGGGAGGCAAUGCUGCAAAUGCUAUAAGCAUGGCUUCCACAGGCUUAGGUGGAGGUGGGAUUGCUCUGAUCAAAAGCUCGGAUGGAUCUUACGAGAACGUAGACUUCCGGGAAACUACACUUGCCGCAGCUUUCGAAAACAUGUACAAUAGCAAUUACAACAUGUCGCUAUUUGGUAGCCUUGCCAAUGGGAUUCCCAAAGAGCUACGAGAGCUUGAAUACAUACAUCAACGAUAUUCUAGACUAUCUUGGCAAGAGCUCAUUGCGCCAUCCAUUAAUCUAGCACGGCGUGGCUUUCCAGUCAACCAAGACCUAGUAAAUAUGAUGAAAGAAAUCAGCGACCCCAAGUUCUUACUAGAAGAUCAAGGAUGGUCUGUUGACUUUGCUCCAAAUAGUACUUUACUGGGAGUUGGGAACACAAUCACCAGAAAGCGACUUGCCAAUCUACUAGAGAGAAUCUCCAAAGAAGGAGCGGAUGCCUUCUACGCCGGCGAAGUUGCAAAGGCCACAAUUGCAGCUCUCCAGGCAGCUAAUGGUACUAUGACUAUGAAGGACCUUAAAGACUAUUCGGUUGUAUCACAGCCAACAUUGGCUAUUACAUAUCGAGACUACAAAAUUAUCUCAUCGGGGGCACCAACAAGUGGCUCGAUAGUGCUUAGUGUUAUGAAGACCAUCGAAGGCUAUGGUUCCAUGGCGAAUUUGGAAUUUCUAGAACUUAGCACCCAUCGCUUUGUUGAAGCUAUGAGAUUCGGCUAUGGCUUGAGAACACAGCUAGGUGAUCCAUUGUUCAUGGAUAACAUUACCAUGUUCGAAAAGAGCAUAAUCACCAAGCUCAUGGCAUCCAGAACCCGGUCAAAAAUCUCAGAUGCUACCUCACAACCCAUUUCGUCGUAUGAUCCACUUGGUAUUGAAAGUUUAGAGACUCAUGGCACCUCCCAUAUAGUUGCAGCCGAUGCUUCAGGAAUGGCCAUCUCUCUCACAAGCUCAAUAAAUGUAUUAUUUGGGUCAAGGCUUAUUGUUCCAGAGACUGGCCUUAUUUUGAACAACGAAAUGAACGACUUUUCGGUUCCGGGUUUCAGACGUAAACGUCCACAAUUAUCCAUGUCUCUUGUAAUUGUGGAAACUUCCGAAGGCUCGUUCUACUUUGCACUGGGUGGUGUUAGUGGCUCCUACAUAAUUACUGCUGUUCUACAAUGUCUCUGGAACGUGCUAGAUCGCAAUAUGUCGCUAUCUCAGGCUUUAGAGGAGCCUCGUUUCCAUGAUCAACUCAUACUAAACAUUAUAAACUUCGAACAUUCUUAUAAUAACGAUACAACGAUGUCCACGGCUCAAAGACUCCAUCAUAUAGGCUAG